AUGACUCAAGACAAACCGAUAGUGGAAACGAUUUCCAACGCGGGGAAUCAGGUGACGAAUGCAUUGGGACAAUUCUGGCAACUUCUGACCUCGAAUCAGUCAAAAAGAGCUGGUAUUGAGUCGAAACCAGUGAGAAUCGAUCAGCUCCCAUUGUACGCUGAGGACAAUGCUCCUAUCGCCCAGAAGUUCGUUCCAGAAGAACCGCUGCCGCUUCAACGCGAGUUCGCCACCGUUCGUAUCGCUUGUCAGGAGGAAUACUCUCGUGUAGCUGAACGUUUCAAAGUGGUUGAUUGUGCAAUGAGUCAAACGAAGAAGGCGGCGACGAGAUGUAAUGAGUACCUCACUGAAGAGUGGACCGCCCUUCCGAAAGCCGCCGCCAUCACCGUUGGUGGAAUGGCUGGAUUUGUAUUGGGAUUGAAGCGUGGGCCCGUUGGACGUCUUCUGACAACCACCGUCGGUUUGGCUACAAUGGCCGCAUUCUGUUAUCCGAUUGAGGCGGUUGAUGUGGCUAAGACUGGAAGAGCACACGCCGAACAGACCUGGUAUUCAUUCCAGGAAUCUCCAACGCCAACGACAAUCGCCAAAACUAACCUGAGCCCACCGAAAUGA
This is a messenger RNA of Caenorhabditis remanei, 609 nucleotides long. RefSeq lists its product as uncharacterized. The record is from RefSeq and is a predicted model, not a curated record. The transcript has 4 exons. Gene Ontology annotation, biological process: cristae formation. The coding region runs from base 1 to 609 and encodes 202 amino acids. Lineage: Eukaryota; Metazoa; Nematoda; Chromadorea; Rhabditida; Rhabditidae. Gene Ontology annotation, cellular component: MICOS complex.